AACACACAUUCCACUACAGCCUCUCUCUCUCUCUCUCCCCCUCCCCCACCCCUGCAAGUCCACAGUAUUUUGAUCUCUUGCUCUGUCUUCCUCUACAUUCUCUUGAUCACCGUACCAUGAAUGCCUGUAGAUCAGAAGAUAAUUCAUACUGUUAUUUCCAUCCCAAAGAGGUUUUUGUCGGGAUUUGCCCAUUGUGCUUGAAUGAGAGGCUCCUCAUAUUGGCAACGAAGCAAGGUAGCCUUUCUGCAGCGAGAGAAACUCAUAGGAAUGAAGGUACAGCACACAGGAAGCCACCCAUCAACCUUACAAAGAUUUUUGCUUUUGGUUACCUGCUAAAUCGGUUUGAAUUUCGGCACUGGAAGUCUGAUAACUCUGGCCAAGACGCUGCCUCCACCAGUCAAGAAGCUUUUGCAGACUCCUUUAUAUCGAUUAAGUUUGAAGACAAUGGUGCUGCCUUGUGGGAAAAAGGCACAGUUUCUAAGGUCUCUAUCGAGCCUGGCAGCAAGUCAUGGAAUCAAAAUCUGAACAAGGAAGCCAAACAAGGCAAAGACACUAAGGAGGCCAUGACUGUGAUAGGGCAUGCAAAACCGCAUGCCUCACUUAGGUGGCGAAGGAGGAUUGAUCAUAUGUUCCAGCUUAUCAGAAGGAAGAGAUCAUCCAACAAAGGACAUAUGUGCCAUGUGGGCACCGAGGUGGAGGGAGUCAAGGUGAGGAAGGGCUGGAUAAGGACCCUGACAAAGAGGAGAACCAAAGAAUAAAGAGAACUCUAUAGAAAGGGACACCUGCCUUUUCCACCACACCGUCCUCUUUGUGGGUUGAGGUUCAUUUCGGACUGUAAAGUUCUAUAUUAUUGAGAUGGUAGAGUCAAAAUAGCUCCAUCAAGUGUUUAAAAAAGUGCUUGGCUUUGAGAUUCGCGGGGUUCUUUAUUUUUUCCAUGUUUAUAAACAGUACAGGCUGUAAGAGAUUCGGUGCAAUGUGCUUUUGCUUCACGAUUUGCGUUGAUGAUAUUGAACAUACCUAAUAGAGAGAGAUAUUUGUGAAUUCUUUUCCCAUGCUAAAACUAGUUGACCUCACGUUAGGUGCACAUACAGAGGGGGGAACAUGGGGCCAUUCAAGGGCCUCAAUGGAGGAUAGUGCUUACACUUUGAUCCUUCGUUCGUGUAAUUCCUUCCUAAAAGAGCACCUAAUCCAUGAGAUUGUAAA
Messenger RNA from Populus euphratica (Euphrates poplar), 1203 nucleotides. RefSeq lists its product as uncharacterized. The record is from RefSeq and is a predicted model, not a curated record. Lineage: Eukaryota; Viridiplantae; Streptophyta; Magnoliopsida; Malpighiales; Salicaceae. Bases 117 to 758 code for a protein of 213 amino acids. The transcript has 2 exons.